Schistosoma intercalatum is the source of this 1221-nucleotide messenger RNA. The record is from the annotation of a GenBank genome assembly. Lineage: Eukaryota; Metazoa; Platyhelminthes; Trematoda; Strigeidida; Schistosomatidae.
AUGUCGUCGGAAUCAGGACUUGAGACUGACUAUUUGACGUUGACACGCUUCAUUAUACAAGAACAGAGAAAAUUCCCGUCAGCUACAGGUGAGCUGACACAGCUGAUGAAUGGCCUGCAAACAGCUAUUAAGGCUGUCUCAAUAGCUGUUCGUAAAGCAGGGAUGAUUAAUCUUUAUGGUUUAACUGGUUCCAGUAAUGUUCAAGGUGAAGAUGUGAAAAAGUUAGAUGUUCUAUCCAAUGAUUUAUUUAUCAAUAUGUUAAAAUCAUCUUAUUCAACAUGUUUACUUAUCUCAGAAGAAAAUGAUGAAGCUAUAGAAGUGGAAUUCGAUAAACGAGGAAAAUAUAUUGUUUGUUUUGAUCCAUUAGAUGGUUCAUCAAAUAUUGAUUGUUUAGGUUCAAUUGGUUCAAUAUUUCUUAUUUUACGUUCAUCAUUACAUAAUGAGAAAAGUGAAAUAUCUCAUAAAUUAGCAUUACAACCUGGUCGUCAAGCUGUUGCUGCUGGUUAUGCUUUAUACGGUAGUGCUACGAUGUUUGUUUUAACUGUUGGAACUGGUGUACAUGGUUUUACAUUGGAUCCAGCAAUUGGUGAAUUCAUACUAACACAUCCUAAUAUCUCUGUUAAACCACGUGGAAAUAUUUAUUCAAUUAAUGAAGGUUAUGCAAGUCUUUGGGAUAAUGCUAUAACAGAAUAUAUUCGAAUGAAAAAAUUUCCUGAAUCGGGUAAACCUUAUAGCGCACGUUAUUGUGGAUCUAUGGUUGCUGAUGUUCAUCGUACAUUAAUUUAUGGCGGAAUCUUUCUUUACCCAAGUACAAAACAAUCUCCUAAAGGAAAGAAUCGUCUACGAUGGCGCAGAUACAUUCAUCCUUUGUCUUUCUUUAGAUCCCAAGUAUCUGAAUUAAUGGCAAUUUAUAUCUUCUUUUCGAAUCAUAUUUUCAAUGCCUAAUCUUAUCUAUUACCAAUAAAAUAUUGUUUCUACCUCGACUACUUUCAGAUUGAUCUUAAAAGUUUCAUUUCACCGUGUUAAUGAGAUAUAACAACUUGAAUCAAUGUACACUUAUAAUGGGUUUCACAUUGCAUAUGACUUAUUGAAUGGAUUUGUUCAAUACAAUAUGACCUUUUGUUUUAAAUUGAAGCUAAAUAGUCUUAGUCGUGUACGUAUACUAUUUUCAUGAUGAUGUAUAAUAGUUUGUGAUUCAAGAAAAGGAUUCGAAUGGUAAUA